Messenger RNA from Sceloporus undulatus (fence lizard), 675 nucleotides. Its product is annotated as protein S100-A4-like. Bases 157 to 462 code for a protein of 101 amino acids. NCBI's taxonomy places the organism in Eukaryota, Metazoa, Chordata, Lepidosauria, Squamata, Phrynosomatidae. Gene Ontology annotation, molecular function: RAGE receptor binding; transition metal ion binding; calcium ion binding. Gene Ontology annotation, cellular component: nucleus; cytoplasm; perinuclear region of cytoplasm. The transcript is spliced from 3 exons. Gene Ontology annotation, biological process: positive regulation of canonical NF-kappaB signal transduction. The record is from RefSeq and is a predicted model, not a curated record.
GGUCUUUUUUCAGUGGUGGGUGUGCCCUGGAAAAUCCCAAAAUAAAAGGCCAGCUUUGCCGAGGCUUUAAAUACGGCUCCGGUCUUAAGCAUCCUCUUAUUCUGCCCUUUAUUCUCAUACUUUGGUUUCCUGUUUCGGUUGCUCCGCUUCGAGAAAAUGGCAAGCCCUUUGGAGAAGGCCCUGGACGUGAUGGUGGCCACUUUCCACACCUAUUCCGGCAAGGAAGGGGAUAAGUUCAAGCUCAACAAGUCCGAACUGAAGGAGCUGAUUUUGAAGGAGCUGCCUGGAUUUGUAGGUAAAAAGAAGGACGAAGCCACGUUCCAGAAGAUCUUGAAUAACCUGGACAGCAACAAAGACAACGAGGUCGACUUCCAAGAGUACGCCGUCUUCCUGUCCUGCAUCGCCAUGGCCUGCAACGAUUUCUUCCAGGGAUUCCCAGAGAAGAUGCCCCGGAACAAGUGAAAAAGUGGGGAAAUUUUUUCAAAGCCUUGUGUUGUGUGUAACAAGCAAGGAAAUCAAAGAUUCAUCCCUGGAGGAUCUCCCCCUGCUUUGCUCCACGCAACCUUAUCGGGAAUAGUUAUCUCACCUUUGGCCUCUGCAGAAUCGGGAUUGUUAAGCGUCUUUGUAUUUCCUCUCUCCCAGCCCCUAAUAAAAUAAAGAUGGUUUUAAAAUAGA